This is a messenger RNA of Panicum virgatum (switchgrass), 2536 nucleotides long. Its product is annotated as pentatricopeptide repeat-containing protein At3g53360, mitochondrial-like. Gene Ontology annotation, biological process: RNA modification. Gene Ontology annotation, molecular function: RNA binding; protein binding. The record is from RefSeq and is a predicted model, not a curated record. Lineage: Eukaryota; Viridiplantae; Streptophyta; Magnoliopsida; Poales; Poaceae. Bases 144 to 2423 code for a protein of 759 amino acids. The transcript has a single exon.
AGGCGGCCCAAAGCAUCUGACAUUCACAACGAGCCAACCGCUGCCUCUGUGUCUAGCUAGUCUCUACUGUAUGGGAGGAGUGUCCCCUUCCCGCCGCGGCGUUCCCCGUCGCCGCCUCCAACUCCGACUGCCAGCGGCCGCAGAUGCAGAGCCCCAGCGCCACCAUCCUCCAGCUCUACCACUCGGGCCGGCUCUCCGCCGCGCUCCGCGCCUUCGAGUCUCUCCCCGCCUCCACCGCCUCGGCGCCCCUCUCCGCCGCCGCCUACGCCGCGCUCGUCGGGGCCUGCUCCCGCCUCCGCUCCCUCCCGCACGGCCGCCUCGUCCACCGCCACCUCCUCGCCUCCUCCCCUGACGGCGCCGGGCUCGCCCGCAACACCGUCCUCAGCAACCACCUCAUCACCAUGUACGGCCGCUGCGCCGCCCCGGACUCCGCCCGCGCGGUGUUCGACGGGAUGCCCGACAGGAACCCCGUCUCCUGGGCCGCCGUCAUCGCCGCGCACGCGCAGAACGGCCGCUGCGCCGACGCGGUCGGCCUCUUCUCCUCCAUGCUCAGGGCGGGGACCGCGCCCGACCAGUUUGCGCUCGGCAGCGCGGUGCGUGCUUGCGCGGAGCUCGGGGACGUGGGACUCGGGAGGCAGGUGCAUGCGCAGGCCAUAAAGUCGGAGGAGGGAAGUGACUUGAUUGUGCAGAACGCGCUCGUCACGAUGUACUCCAAGAGUGGCUCGGUUGGGGAUGGGCUCACACUUUUUGAGAGGAUCAGGGACAAAGACUUGAUCUCGUGGGCUUCAAUUAUCGCUGGGCUUGCGCAGCAAGAGUGUGAAAUGGAGGCAUUACGGAUUUUCAGGGAGAUGAUUGCUGAGGGCAUGCAUCACCCCAAUGAGUUCCAUUUUGGAAGUGUCUUUAGGGCCUGCGGAGUUGUUCAUAGUUUGGAGUAUGGGGAGCAGAUUCACGGUUUGUCUGUAAAGUAUAGGUUGGACCGCGAUUCAUAUGCAGGUUGCUCAUUAAGUGACAUGUAUGCCAGGUGCAAUAAGCUUGACUCAGCCAGGAAGGUGUUUUACAGGAUCGAGGCACCUGACUUGGUUUCAUGGAAUUCCUUAAUAAAUGCUUACUCUGCUGAGGGUCUCCUUAGUGAGGCUAUGGUCCUGUUCUAUGAGAUGAGAGAUUCUGGUCUGAGGCCUGAUGGCAUCACUAUUAGGGGUUUGUUGUGUGCGUGUGUCGGCCAUGAUGCAUUGAGUCAAGGUAGAGCCAUCCAUUCCUACUUGUUCAAAUUAGGUUUGGGCAGGGAUGUUACAGUAUGCAAUUCUUUACUCAGCAUGUAUGCUAGGUGUUUGGAUUUCCCCUCUGCAAUGGAUGUCUUUCAUGAGACAAAUGAUCCUGACGUUGUCACCUGGAACAGCAUUCUUACUGCUUGUGUACAGAACCAGCAUUUCGAAGAUGUUUUUAGGUUAUUCAGCCUGUUGCACAGAUCAGUGGCAAGUCUGGAUAGGAUCAGCUUAAACAAUGUUCUGAGUGCUUCUGCUGAGUUGGGUUAUUUUGAAUUGGUGAAACAGAUCCAUGCAUAUGCCUUCAAGGUUGCACUGGUGUGUGAUACAAUGCUGAGUAAUGGGCUCAUUGACACUUAUGCUAAAUGUGGAAGUUUAGAUGAUGCGAACAAGCUCUUCGAAAUAAUGGGUACUGGUCGUGAUGUAUUCUCUUGGAGCAGCUUGAUUGUUGGCUAUGCCCAAUUUGGUUAUGCCAAGGAAGCACUUGAUUUAUUUGCUAGGAUGAGAAACCUAGGAAUCAAGCCAAAUCAUGUAACCUUUGUUGGUGUUCUCACUGCAUGCAGCCGUGUGGGACUUGUUGAUGAAGGUUGUUAUUACUACAGUAUUAUGGAGCCUGAAUAUGGCAUUGUCCCAACAAGAGAGCAUUGUUCAUGUGUCAUUGAUUUGCUGGCACGUGCUGGGAGACUAAGUGAGGCAGCAAAGUUUGUUGAUCAAAUGCCAUUUGAGCCUGAUAUUAUAAUGUGGAAGACUCUGCUAGCUGCUAGCAGAACACAUAAUGAUGUGGAGAUGGGGAAGAGGGCAGCAGAGGGUAUUUUAAAUAUUGAUCCUUCUCAUUCAGCAGCCUAUGUCCUGUUGUGCAACAUAUAUGCUUCUUCUGGCAAUUGGGACGAGUUUGCAAGAUUGAAGAAUGCUAUGAGAAGCAGCGGUGUCCAUAAAUCACCUGGGAAGAGUUGGAUUAAACUCAAGGGCGAGCUAAAAGUCUUUAUUGUAGAGGACAGAUCACACCCAGAGGCUGAUGAAAUAUACACAAUGCUGGAGCUAGUUGGAAUAGAAAUGGUAAAGGCAGGUUAUAUUCCAGAGCUUUCACGUCACUCAUGUAAAUAUGCUAGUUUUGACCACCCCGAUUUGUUGAAUGAAGAAAUAUUAGCUGAAUACGGUUGAGUUGGUUCACAGCAGUCAUUGCUUAUUCCGGUGGUUUUUUGUUAACCAUGUCACGAGUUCUUGUCAAAUGCCCAUGGAAAUCAAUAGAGGUUUACCAGAAUUGCAGUGCCAAA